Amyelois transitella is the source of this 1012-nucleotide messenger RNA. RefSeq lists its product as uncharacterized. Bases 31 to 927 code for a protein of 298 amino acids. The transcript is spliced from 6 exons. The record is from RefSeq and is a predicted model, not a curated record. NCBI's taxonomy places the organism in Eukaryota, Metazoa, Arthropoda, Insecta, Lepidoptera, Pyralidae.
CCUAAAAAUCCCAUCCAAAUUCCUUCAGCUAUGCAGUUGUUACACGAGCACAAAAUUCCUUUACCAGUUAAAGACUACAACAUGAGCGCAAGCAUUUCCAUUAAGAAGGGGUCCUGUGACAACAUCGAGGUGAAGGAGAAAAUCUCCUCCGACGCCUCGCUGAGGUUAAUGAACCCGGUGGCCAGUGGAGACAACGUGGCUAAUCUGAACUCCGUACAUAAGCUGAAGGAAGAAUUACCACCUUUGGUGCCGUGCUGCGAGGGGAAGGAACUGCUGAUCAGUGAAGAUCUGGUACGGAGUGGGUUGUCUGCUAUAUCCGUGAAGCACGACGGUGUGAUACAAUGCCAGAGCAUGUCUCGUGCUUGUGAGAGAAUGCAGGUCUCACCUGGACUUGUAAAGCAUCGCAACUCAUUCCGCUGUCUCCACCGGCCAGACCUGAAGCGGGUGCCGUAUCUCCGCCGCAUGACGCCUGACGAGCUGGAGAUGCUGUUCAGAGGCUACGCCGACCUGCCGAGACGCCCACAUACAGACACCAGAGACGAUGCUCCACGUUUGUCCCUGCCGCCAGAUGAAAAUAUUAGGACAAGAGACCUCAAAGAUAAGGAAGCUAGAAGUCAUGACGAAGGUGCAAGCAGCACAUUACACCCGAUCCCGGAAACCAGAUUCGGCACAGAAGACGUGCCCGCCGGCAUGAGGUUACACGGGGCCCGGGCCAGGCUGUACACCUCCGUGCUGGCGGGCGCCAAAGCAGGUGACCAGUUAGACCAAUUGACAAAUGAAACCUACGACGUACACGUCCCAGACGAGAUCAUUCCCGAAGAUGAAGUCCAACUGACCGAAGACCUUCAAAUCAUAUUACCACCUCGAUGCGACGACAUCUCCGCAGAAUCUUCUAUCAGCCACUCCCAAGGAAGCAACAUAAGCUAGCAUUGACGGGCCAUUAUACGUAAAUUAAGAGUAAAGGAUUAAAAUUAAUGAGAUUUAACCUGAAACGAAGACGUUUCGGCCUGAA